Molecule: messenger RNA, 1337 nt
Organism: Phialemonium atrogriseum
Lineage: Eukaryota; Fungi; Ascomycota; Sordariomycetes; Cephalothecales; Cephalothecaceae
Exons: 1
Coding region: 54-1178 (374 amino acids)
Source: RefSeq, a predicted model, not a curated record
CGGGCGGGAGGCUCAGCACGCCCGGCGAGCUCUACGCCAAGGCCAAGGAUGCCAUGGACCGCGGCCAGUUCGAGACGAUGCUGAGCGACGACGAGAUUGCGCUGCCGGCGCGCAGCUUCCACGCCAUGGACGACACGACCUUUUCCGCAGGAGCAAGUAUGGCGGCUCUUGGUGCGCCGGGGACCGCGCAGGCCAUGGCGCUGCUAUCGAGCCGGCUGGGACUGGAUCUCGCCGUCUUUCAGGCUGCUGCGCUGCACCAGAUGCGACAGAUGCGACAUAUGGCGCCGGCAUUUCCCGGUCUCGGUCCCGGUCCCAGUUUUGCCACGGUGCCGUCUCUUCCGAUGCCAGGACUGGGGGGGUUUACCGCCACGGCAGCACCGCAAGGUCAGUUCGGGCAGGGACAACAACAGCAGCCUCUCGACACCGUCCUCGGCGCCAUGGCCUCUCUACAACAGCAGCGCGACCUCGGCAACGUGACAGACGAAGAGGUCGCCGCCCGUAACAGGGACUACCUCGCCGCCCUCCGAACCGCCUCCUCCCCCCAGUCCCGCCUUCCCUACCCCGCCGCUCCCACUCUGAUUGCUCCCACCGCCUUCCCAUCAUCAUCAGCAUUACCAUCACCACCCGUGGUGUGGUGGCCGCCCGCGGCGGCACCUCCCCCUCCUCCCUCGCGCACCGACCUCUUCGGAUCCGGCCCCUGGCCACCCGCCGCCACACCGCGCGACCCUAUCGCCCUCUUCCGCGACGACGACACGCACCACCACCUCUCGGGCUUCGACGUCCUGCCGGCGUGGUCUGCCCUGCCCGAAGACCAGAAGGAAGCCUACCGCGCCCGGUCCGAGACGCUCCGUCGCGAGGCCUGGGCCGAGCAUGAGACAGCUGUGGCCGAGGGGACAUCACCUUUUGCCCUUCCCGGGAGAGAGCAGCGGCAGCCGCGCCCGGGGAAUUUGGCAGGGCUUGAGAGCGGGGGAGAGAGGUUCCCCGGGGUGCCGGGCAUGCCGACUAUUAUCACGGGGCUCAAGGUGUUUCGCGAUGAGCUGGGGGCGGGGAUGGAGUUUCAGGAGGUGUUGAGAGGGUGGGAUGCCUUGACCGAGGGGCAGAGGGAGGCGUAUGAGGCGAGGGCCAACGCGGCUAAUGCUGCUGCGCGGGCUGCGUAUCGGCAGGGGAGGAACUUGUAGAUUAAUUACAUGGUUGGAAAGACGCGCGAGCGAUGGGGAACUUGGAUAGGUAGGCAAGGAAUUAUUCUGAUACUGUCUAGUAGCUAAGGUAACUAACUUAUGUACCUACUUAGGUAUGUAUGUAACGUACACGGAAUCUGCAAGGUCUGUUUCUUACAA